This is a messenger RNA of Grammomys surdaster, 1770 nucleotides long. RefSeq names its product EP300 interacting inhibitor of differentiation 2B (gene Eid2b). Gene Ontology annotation, biological process: negative regulation of DNA-templated transcription. The record is from RefSeq and is a predicted model, not a curated record. Gene Ontology annotation, cellular component: nucleoplasm. The transcript has a single exon. Gene Ontology annotation, molecular function: transcription corepressor activity. The coding region runs from base 37 to 570 and encodes 177 amino acids. NCBI's taxonomy places the organism in Eukaryota, Metazoa, Chordata, Mammalia, Rodentia, Muridae.
GGUUCCUCGGUGCUUCUGAGGACUCGGCGAUCCGCAAUGUCCGAGCUGCCCGGAGACAGCAGGAUCCCGGGGCUGAGCCCCAUGAACGGCGUCGGCGACGUCCUGCAGGCGGGGAUGGGCGGAGGCAGUCAGAUUCCCGAAGGCCAGGAAAGCCCGCUGGCCAGAGCCGCCCGGUCCAUGGCGCAGGCGCCCGGCCUGGCUCCCGGGCAGUUCCCCGGCGUGGCGGGCCUGAUGGCGAUCCCGCACGUCCACGCGCCGCUCCUCCUCCUCGAGCUGUACGAGCAGCGGAUGUUCCAACACUACCUGCACACCAACCCCCUGAUCCCCACCAGGGUGCUCCAGGACAUCGAGGAGCGCCGCCGGCUGUUCGUGGAGGGCUGCAGGGCCAGGGAGGCGGCCUUCGACGCCGACCCCCCGCAGAUGGACUCGGACGGCCGCGACUUCAUGCUGGCGCUCAUAGCCUCCGACGCCCGCGGCCCACCGCCGACCGAGGGGUGGCCUUCGCCUAUAAUCCCACCCUCAGGAGGGAGGAGCCCGGAGGAUCAGGAGUUCGAGGUCAUCCUCCGCUAAGUAGCAAGUUGGAGGCCAGCCUACAGGCUUUUAAAAUUUUAAAAAAAAAAAAAAAUUUUUUUUUUUUAAAGAAGAUUGGUGGCCAGGAAGUCAGGUGACUCUUAGGAUCAAGGGCGAAGGCAGAUGUCUGGGCAAAUGUCAUGAGGUGGGACAUCCAAGCCAGAAUGCAGCCAUGGGCAGGAUGGAAUGAAGCAGGCUCAGAAAGACAUGGACACUCGAGGCUUGAGGCUGACAAGCAGAGGACUCUUCUGACUCCCACCUAGUGACUGUCAGCAAUCUUUCCCUCCCCUGCAUUUGUUGAAAAUCAUGUUUGCUUCACUGUGAAGGACGAUGGUUUUGCAAAGAUGAAGUCUAAGAAUUACCAAUGAGAGAGAUGAUAGAAAUCAACGGAGACGCGGGAAGAAACCGGGGACAUGUGCCUGUGACACUCAGUUGUUCCUAGAUUUUAUUGGAGUAAGAAGACUGUCAACAACUUGGACAUUUCAGGAUUAGGGGUCAUCUCAUUGUCAGCUGAGAAGCUCAGUGUAUCGUUAAUUCUUGUGUUUGAUGUUCUGUAGACAAGUUGUAAAUAUUCAGAUAGGAAAAUCAUGUAUGUGUUGUGAGAUGAACAUUUUUCAGGACCCUGUGUAAUUGUAUCCAUGUGGAAAUAGAUGGGUUAAUAUUUAAAUAAUACAGACACAAGACUCAAAAUUAGCAAAAGACACUACGAGAAGUUCAACUUUUCUGCCAAAUCAAAAACAGGUAUCCAUACAGAUAUGGGUUAAGAUGAGAAGUUGUUUUCUGUAGGGUUUUAAGAACUGUUUUAUAAGGUGUGUAUGAGUUGGUACCAGUCUCGUUCUCCCCCAAUCCUGGGUGCUGUGGAUGGACCCCAAGCCUGCUUGCCCUGCUCCCAGUCCUUCUGAAUGAAGGUAGGGUAGGAUCAUGGCUCAGUGGUUACAGGUAUCUGCUGCUAAGCCUUGUUACUGAAUUUGAUCCCGGGCGGGACCCAUGAGGUGGAAGAAGAAUCCGCACCCGUUUCCUCUGAGCACCAUGCAUGUGUGCAUACACAUGCGAUGUGAAAAAGACUCCAUGAUCAGCAUCUUGGGUUUUUAUGUGUUCGGUUAUAAUGGAAGUAAUUCUAUAUCUUUUUUUUUUUUAAUGACUACUAUUUAAGUCUGUAUCUUAACGUGUUUAAUGAACUAGUUGUCUUCUGGACAUCUG